Trichomonas vaginalis G3 is the source of this 825-nucleotide messenger RNA. Its product is annotated as phage tail repeat-like family. The coding region runs from base 1 to 825 and encodes 274 amino acids. The transcript has a single exon. Lineage: Eukaryota; Parabasalia; Trichomonadida; Trichomonadidae. The record is from RefSeq and is a predicted model, not a curated record.
AUGUCGAAAGAUAUUGCUUCCAUAAGAGAAAUACAACACAACCGACAACUCAUUAUGCAAGCUCUAAAUAAGAACACAACAAACUUUUCAAACUAUUCUAAGAUAUCUGAGUCAUUGAAAGAAGGAAACUUAAAACUGACAUUAAACCCAAUGACAGAUGAGUUUCUGUUUCAAGACAAUAAGAACCAUACUGUCUGUAUAAAUCCAACAAAAGGAACUUUAAACGAGAAACCUAUAAAUGAACUUCUUUUGAAAGCAGAUGUUGACAACAAAGCUGACAAAGAAUAUGUAGACGAUGCAAUAGCAAAAGAAGAAGAAAGAGCUAACAAUGCUUAUGCAACAAAAGAACAUACUCAUCCUGAACUAGCAGACAAAACAUAUGUUGACAAUAAAAUGUCAAGUGAAGUGACAAGAGCUGAAAACGAAUAUUCUAAAAAGACUCAUAUACAUUAUAUUAACCAAAUACCAAGUCUUAAGGAAACAUUAGAGACAAAAGCAGAUAAGACUCAUACACAUUCUAUAUCUGAUAUUACAAACUUACAAGAAACCUUAAACAGGAAAAGUGCCGUUGGACAUACACAUUCUAUAUCUGAUAUUACAAACUUACAAGAAACCUUAAACAGUAAAAGUGCCGUUGGACAUACACAUUCUAUAUCUGAAAUAACAGACUUAAACGUUAGCCUUGAAAAGAAAGCAGAUAAAACAUAUGUCAAUGAAAUAUACCAAAGUUUGAUAGGAACAAAAAAAAUAUUGAAACUAUUGUUGGUGACUUUUCUGUCAAUGAAGAAAAUAAAUAUUUUAGAUGGCAGUUUGUACAGUCCUUAA